This is a messenger RNA of Funneliformis caledonium, 263 nucleotides long. The record is from the annotation of a GenBank genome assembly. NCBI's taxonomy places the organism in Eukaryota, Fungi, Glomeromycota, Glomeromycetes, Glomerales, Glomeraceae.
AGACAUUAAUAAACCCUAAAAUUCAUGAAAAAUUGGAAGGAUUAAUAACUCGUCAUUCUUCACUAUCCGAGCAAUUAUCUAAACAAUUAUCAUCAAGUGAUGAUCCAGAUUGCUUGGCAAAACUUUCUAAAGAAUUAUCGGAUUUAAGUGAGAUAACCGAUCCUUAUAAUGAGUUAAGAAAAGCACAAGGUGUAGAACUUGAAGAGAUUAAUACUAUAUUACAAGAGACAACAACUACAAAAGAAGAAGAAUUGAAAGAACUU